AUGGAGGCCAAGAGUGUUGAGAGGAAGAGGACAUUGGUUGAGAAGGUAAGAAAGAGUAAUAUCACAGUUGAAGAAGAAGUGGAGAAUGAAGUGGAAGAGGAGGAUGAAAGUGGUGGUGGUGGUGAUGUUAAUUUCAUAGAAGAAGAGAAGAAAAAGGGGGUUAGUGGGAGUGGGAGAAGAGGGGCUAGUGGUAGUGGUGGUGGUGGUGGAGUUUCUCCACCUUCAUGUCAAGCUGAAAGGUGUGGUGCUGAUUUGACUGAUGCAAAGAGAUACCAUCGCCGCCAUAAGGUGUGUGAGUUUCAUUCCAAGGCACCUGUUGUGGUGGUUGCAGGGUUGAGGCAAAGGUUUUGCCAGCAAUGUAGCAGGUUCCAUGACCUGGCAGAGUUUGAUGAAGCAAAGAGAAGCUGCCGUCGGCGCCUGGCCGGACACAAUGAACGGCGGCGGAAGAGCAACCCGGAAGCUACUAAUGAGGGCUGCAACAAAGGCCAUCAUCAACCAAAGGAAACAACACAGUGUAGGCUUGCUGAUGAGAGGGGGAGAAUUCAGAUGAACCUACCAGGGAGUUCUGGCUAUAAGUCUUUCAAUAUCAGAUGAAAAAGCCAAAAAUGUUCACCUUGUUAGCUCCCUCUCUUCUGUCACUUUCUGGUUUCUUACAUGCCAAGGCAUAUAAUAAAGACCACUUUGUAUGUUCACAUAAACACAAAUCAAAGUCACAAAAAUUUCCAACAUCCAAAGUUGGUGUCUUAUGCAAUGUAAG
Messenger RNA from Abrus precatorius (Indian licorice), 757 nucleotides. RefSeq names its product squamosa promoter-binding protein 1-like. Bases 1 to 594 code for a protein of 197 amino acids. The record is from RefSeq and is a predicted model, not a curated record. Gene Ontology annotation, molecular function: DNA binding. NCBI's taxonomy places the organism in Eukaryota, Viridiplantae, Streptophyta, Magnoliopsida, Fabales, Fabaceae. Gene Ontology annotation, cellular component: nucleus. The transcript is spliced from 2 exons.